AUGCCCAGCGCGUGCAGCGACCUUGAGGGAGGAUCUGGAAGGCAACCCUGGGACGUGUUGAGGUUCCUAAAGACGGUCGCCUACUUCAAUGAACUUCCCACCCCCGAUAAGGUGUUGGCCAACAUGCUGAAGCAGCUGAACCCCCAGUCCCCAGUGGAAUCUGUUGUUCCAGUGGAUCUCCCCCCGGCGCCCGCCAGCGCCGCCACAAUAGCCAAGGUGCCCCUCACGGGCAUCAUCAUGGUCACAGGCGCUACGGGUGGUGUGGGUCGACGAGUGGUGUCCCGUCUGCUGGCAGCUGGGAAACACGUGAGGGCGCUCGUGAGGGACCUGGAGAAGGCCAAGUCCAUGCUGUCGGAGCUCCCCGUGGCUGCCGGCGGCAAGCUGGAGCUGGCGGCUGCGGAUGUGGUGCAGCGGCAGACCCUGCUGCCGGAGAUGUUCGAGGGCGUCCGUGCGGUUGUUUGCUGCACCGCUGUCAAGGUAACUCCCAAGGAGGGCGACACUGCGGACAGAGCCAAGUACUACCAGGGUAUCAAGUUCUAUGACCCGGAGGUGGUGGGGGAUACACCGGAGGCGGUGGAGUACAACGGCAUGGUCAACUUGCUGGAUGCUGCCGCGGAUAGCCUGGGGUUCGAGGGUGGCGUGCAGCUGCUGCACCACUCCGGCCAGUCUGCAGCCCGGUGGGGUCCUCUGGAUGACGUGGUGAUGGGCGGCGUGUCCUCCAGCGGGCUGGAGCUGGUGACCGGGGCGGGGGAGGAUGGGGGGGCGGCAUGGGUGUUCAGUGGCAAUGUGUCCACGGAUAACUUUGGAGGUUUCGCCUCCGUACGAACACGCAAUCUUGAUCCGCCGCUGGAUCUAUCGCCGUACGAGGGCGUCGAGCUGCGCCUGUUUGGGGAUGGCCAGCGCUACAAGUUCAUCAUCCGCCCAGAUGCCAACUGGGACGGCAUCGCCUACUGCUGCUCCUUCGACACCCAGCCGGGGACCUGGCAAACCAUCCGCAUCCCCUUCGCCGACUUCUUCCCGGUGUUCAGAGCCAAGCGGGUGGUGGGGGGCCAACCUCUGGACCCCGCAACCAUAUCCUCCAUACAGAUCAUGCUGUCCAAAUUUGAGUACGACGGACAGCUUAACCCCAGCUUCCGGAGAGGUCCCUUCCGCCUGCCCUUCGCCCGUAUCUCCACCUACCUUCCCGAGGGUGUGGCCCCCCGCUUUGUACACGUCAGCUCGGCGGGAGUCACCCGUCCCAACCGUCCCGGUAUCAAUGUGGAUCAGGAGCCCCCCGCGGUGAAGCUCAAUGACGCACUGGGCGGCAUACUCACCUGGAAGCUAGCAGUAGCGCGCGCUCAUCUUUUUCCCUCCCACUUGGCACGCGGCGAGGAUGCCCUGCGGGCUAGCGGCGUGCCGUUCGCCGUUGUACGACCAACGGCCCUAACUGAGGAACCUGGCGGCAUGCCGGUUGAGCUGGACCAAGGGGACACCGUCAAGGGCAAGAUCAGUCGGGAGGAUGUGGCGGACCUGUGUGUGGCCUUGUUGAGCUGCCCCUCAGCCACCGACACCACCUUCGAGAUCCGCUCCACAGUGCCCUUCUCACAGCCUUGGACACUGCCCGACCCCGCCCGCCCGCCGCCGCCGCGGGACUGGGCUGCCGUACUGGCGGCGGCGCGGCUGCGGCCUGGGGUGACAGGUCGGACGGUGGAUGGGGUUUACACGGGCCGGCAGACGGAGGAGGAGGCGCUGGAGGCCGCGGGUGCCACUACCAGCACCACCAACUCGCCAAGCAAGCCGGCGGCUGCCCCGGCGGCAGCUGGGUGA
Molecule: messenger RNA, 1806 nt
Organism: Volvox carteri f. nagariensis
Lineage: Eukaryota; Viridiplantae; Chlorophyta; Chlorophyceae; Chlamydomonadales; Volvocaceae
Exons: 16
Coding region: 1-1806 (601 amino acids)
Source: RefSeq, a predicted model, not a curated record